Messenger RNA from Hibiscus syriacus, 885 nucleotides. RefSeq lists its product as uncharacterized. The transcript has 4 exons. Lineage: Eukaryota; Viridiplantae; Streptophyta; Magnoliopsida; Malvales; Malvaceae. Bases 343 to 789 code for a protein of 148 amino acids. The record is from RefSeq and is a predicted model, not a curated record.
UGAGAAGGACUCUUGUGGUUUGAAUUUUGAUCCUAUGAUUGACUCGGGUCCUUCUCGAUUCUUGCGACCUUAUCAUCUUGAUGAUGCAGGAGAAAGACCAGUUGGUCUUCCAUAAGAUACUCUAGGCAAACCGGGUUUUCUUGGAACAGUUUCAAGCUAUGGUCGGCAUCGUAUGGAUGGUUUUGUCUCUAGAAGUCCAGGCAGUGACUAUUCAGGGAUAUCGUCACACAGAUUUGAAGGACGUCCUAGUGAUGAGAUAGAUGGCAGGGAGCGUGGAUUCGAUGAUAGAUUUUCAGGUUUUCCUGGAAAUAUGCAUAGGGUGGGUUUGAGAGUUCUGAUCACAUGACAGAGCAUUUUGGUCUAGAUACACGACCUCCGCACUUCAUCAGGGGUGAAAAUUUUGGUCAUCAUAACAUGCCUGGUCAGGUGCGGAUGGAAGGACCUAUUGGCUUUGGUGAGUUUUCGAGCCAUGAACACAUGGGAGAUUUUGAUGGGUCUGGAAACUUCCGUCAACCACGACUUGGUGAACCUGGAUUUAGAAGCAGCUAUUCGCUUAGAGAAUUUCCUAAUGAUGGUGGAAUAUAUACAGGUGAUAUGGAUUCAUUUGAAAAUUUGAUAAAGAGAAAACCGGCGAGCAUGGGUUGGUGCCGUAUUUGUAAAGUGGACUGUGAAACAGUUGAAGGCUUGGACAUGCACUCACAAACAAGGGAGCACCAGAAGAUGGCUAUGGAUAUGGUCGUGAUCAUCAAACAAAAUGCAAAGAAACUGAAACAGUUGCUGACAUGUUAAUGGAGAUGGUUUUGGAACUGAAGUUCAGUGGCAAUUUUUUCAAUUCAACACCACUUUUUUCGACGAAGCAGACAACAUAAUGGCUGAAAGGGUCAG